UCUGGGACUCACUCACAUAUGAAAAUAAGAAACUCUGACUAAAGCAUUGUUAGUACAAAACAAAAACACAGAACGACUUUGUAUUAUUGAUUUGUUUUUUGCCUAUGAUCAUCCUAUGUUCUUCUUCUUCUUCCACCUUCCUUGGUCCUUCCUCUCUCUCUUUUUUCUUGUUGUUUAACAUUUUCAUUAUAUUAGCAGACAUUACACCGCCUAAACUUUAUCUGCCCGAGAAUUUCAAGUUGCUUGUUCCACAAGAACACGAGCUCUGUCUGCCCUAGAAUUUUCAAGCUGCUUUUAUUUCUCUAAACUAGGUUUUUUUUUUAAUCUAAAAUGGGUAAUUGCUUAGACUCAUCAGCUAAAGUGGAUAACAGCAGCCACAAUUCUGCUUCCUCGGCCUCAAAAGUUUCGAGCAACAACACAAGCCGUUCCACAGUUCCUUUAAGCACAAGUUCUUACAGCACGGGAAACAGUAGUUUAGGAUCAUUACCUACGCAGCACAGGACAGAAGGAGAGAUACUUUCAUCGCCAAACCUAAAAGCUUUCUCUUUCAACGAACUAAAGAACGCAACCAAGAACUUUCGUCAUGAUAGUCUACUAGGAGAAGGAGGUUUCGGUUGCGUAUUCAAAGGAUGGAUCGAUGAAACAACCCUCGCUGCUUCACGACCUGGUUCCGGUAUCGUUGUUGCUGUUAAGAAGCUCAAACCUGAAGGCUUUCAAGGUCAUAAAGAGUGGUUGACGGAAGUAAACUAUCUUGGUCAGCUUACUCACCCAAAUCUUGUAUUACUGAUUGGGUACUGCGCGGAAGGAGAAAACCGGCUUCUUGUAUAUGAGUUCAUGCCUAAAGGAAGCUUGGAGAAUCAUCUUUUUAGACGUGGGGCGCAGCCACUUACAUGGGCAAUAAGGAUGAAAGUAGCAGUAGGUGCAGCUAAAGGGCUUGCUUUUCUUCAUGAAGCAAAGUCACAAGUCAUAUAUAGAGACUUCAAAGCUGCUAACAUUCUACUAGACUCUGAGUUCAAUGCUAAGCUUUCGGAUUUCGGUUUGGCGAAAGCAGGUCCUACUGGUGAUGCAACACAUGUGUCCACAAAUGUCAUGGGUACUCAGGGCUAUGCAGCUCCUGAAUAUGUCGCCACUGGUAGAUUGACGGCGAAGAGUGAUGUGUACAGCUUCGGCGUGGUACUACUAGAACUAAUAUCAGGACGACGUGCCAUGGACACUUCAAACGGUGGAGUCGAGUAUAGUCUUGUGGACUGGGCUAAACCAUACCUUGACGAUAAGCGUAAGCUUUUUCGCGUAAUGGACACAAAACUAGGCGGGCAGUAUCCACACAAGGGAGCUUACGCAGCUGCUAGUCUCGCGCUGCAGUGCUUAAACCCCGAGGCAAAGCUCAGGCCUAAAAUGUCAGUGGUUUUGUCCACGUUAGAACAGAUAGAAGCCGCUGCUAAACCUGGAGCCAAACACACUCAAAUGGAAGAAUCUCCAAGAGCUCGUCAUUCCUCUGCUGUAAUGCAGAAAUCUCCGGUUAGAAGAUAUAGUCAAGAUCGGCCUCUGCUGAACGUAACUCCUGGUGCAUCGCCUUUGCCUUCUUACACUCAAUCUCCUCGUGUAAGAUGAAAGUAAAUAGCUUUUUGUAUUUGUAGUGUAUGUUGCAGUGCAGGCUAUGUAUACAGAGAAGAACUAUUUACUCAAACC
Messenger RNA from Raphanus sativus (radish), 1689 nucleotides. RefSeq names its product probable serine/threonine-protein kinase PBL2. NCBI's taxonomy places the organism in Eukaryota, Viridiplantae, Streptophyta, Magnoliopsida, Brassicales, Brassicaceae. The coding region runs from base 331 to 1611 and encodes 426 amino acids. The record is from RefSeq and is a predicted model, not a curated record. The transcript is spliced from 6 exons. Gene Ontology annotation, biological process: protein phosphorylation. Gene Ontology annotation, molecular function: ATP binding; protein kinase activity.